Molecule: messenger RNA, 303 nt
Organism: Ostertagia ostertagi
Lineage: Eukaryota; Metazoa; Nematoda; Chromadorea; Rhabditida; Trichostrongylidae
Source: the annotation of a GenBank genome assembly
AUCAGCGUCAUCGGCAAUGUUGUGAAUAUUUCGGUUGUCGUUCUAAUCUAUCGCACGCCGUCGUUCCACAACGCCUUCGGCUUUAUCUGCGCCUCGCAUUUAAUUGCCGACAUUGGAGUACUCACGAUUUUCUCAGUUUGGGCCGCUCCGGCUGCGUUGUUGGGAUUUCAUGAUACCGUUGUUCAAUCCUUCUUUGGUGCAAGGAUGGGUCAACUUGCUAUUCUUUUAUGGUACGCAUCCACGUAUGGGCACAUACAAAUCGCUGUGAACCGGCUUCUUGCGAUCAAAUAUCCAAGCUUAUAU